Messenger RNA from Oncorhynchus mykiss (rainbow trout), 1320 nucleotides. The record is from RefSeq and is a predicted model, not a curated record. NCBI's taxonomy places the organism in Eukaryota, Metazoa, Chordata, Actinopteri, Salmoniformes, Salmonidae.
GGGCCUUCUCAGAACCAAGCACCAAAACUGUCAUCCCCAAACAGGUUACAGGGAAGUUCUCCAUCCGACAGGUCCCCAACAUGGACCCUCCAGAUGUGGAGAGGAAGGUGAAGGAGCACCUUCAGCAGAUCUUCUCCACUCUAAAAAGUCCUAACAGGCUGAGGGUGACCACAACUGUUGGGGCUAAACCAUGGGUGGCUAACCUGAAGGACCCACUGUGCAUUGACGGACAAAGGGCAGUCAGAGAGGUGUUUGGAGUGGAACCGGAGCUGAUCCGUGAGGGCUCCACCAUCCCUAUCGCUCUGAACUUCCAAGAGGAGAUGGAACCGGAGCUGAUCCGUGAGGGCUCCACCAUCCCUAUCGCUCAGAACUUCCAAGAGGAGAUGGAACCGGAGCUGAUCCACCAUCCCCAUCGCUCUGAACUUCCAAGAGGAGAUGGAACCGGAGCUGAUCCGUGAGGGCUCAACCAUCCCUAUCGCUCAGAACUUCCAAGAGGAGAUGGAACCGGAGCUGAUCCGUGAGGGCUCCACCAUCCCUAUCGCUCAGAACUUCCAAGAGGAGAUGAAACCGGAGCUGAUCCGUGUGGGCUCCACCAUCCCCAUCGCUCUGAACUUCCAAGAGGAGAUGGAACCAGAGCUCAUCCAUGAGGGCUCCACCAUCCCCAUCGCUCUGAACUUCCAAGAGGAGAUGGAACCGGAGCUGAUCCGUGAGGGCUCCACCAUCCCUAUCGCUCUGAACUUCCAAGAGGAGACAGGCAAGAGUGUGAUGAUGCUGCCUAUAGGUGGCCAUGAUGAUGGAGAGCACUCUCAGAAUGAGAAGAUCAGCAGGUACAACUACAUUGAGGGGACGAAGCUGUUAGCUGAUUAUUUUGAUGAGAUCUCACUACUACAGAAGGUGCAGGAUAUAUUUCCAUCCAAGCUGUGACCAUGAUAAUUAUGUUGUAGGUGACAGUAUUGUGCUAGUUGAGUGCCUGGGUUUACAUCAAUAAUGGCUGAUCCCAUGCUGUGACUCCACUCUCCCAGGGUUUCUCAGGGGGAGUGUGAUAUCCAAGAACCACAUGUACAUUUCACCACACAAUGAAUAACUUACACACUAGUACAUGUGUGAAACAGGACAAAUACAACCACCCCUAUUUGACCUUUGAACAGGUAUUAUUACAUAGCCUGAAUGAGGUUUAUUACUUACCAUAGGAACAACAUUUUAGCACCCUCUAGUAUAACUAUUUCUACUAUUUGUAUUUUAUGCAUGUAUUCUACUCUGGAUGAACUAAUAAAGGGGGCAAAGACAAACGGUGGCAUGUCUUGUGAAAUAAAUGUAUUG